Molecule: messenger RNA, 2426 nt
Organism: Sinocyclocheilus rhinocerous
Lineage: Eukaryota; Metazoa; Chordata; Actinopteri; Cypriniformes; Cyprinidae
Product: progressive ankylosis protein homolog B
Exons: 12
Coding region: 414-1907 (497 amino acids)
Biological process (GO): phosphate ion transmembrane transport
Cellular component (GO): plasma membrane
Molecular function (GO): phosphate transmembrane transporter activity
Source: RefSeq, a predicted model, not a curated record
UUUAUGCGCCGACCGUCCCCCACGUGUUGUUAGGGAAGGAUGAUAAUUUAAGUACAGUUAACCGAGUGGCCAUCUACAGCAGAAUAGCGGCUGGGCCAGCGAGUCCAUGCAUACGGCUUUAUACAUGUGCCGCACUUAAUCGCCGCGGCCGAUUAUAUGUAUUUAUUUUCCUCUCCACUGAUGGGUGAACAAUGGAGAAGCCGUCAGCAGAAAUUUCUAGUGACCCUCCUAUUUUCCCAUGCACCAGAUCAUUGUUUAUGAUGCUGUUGUUGAGUAGGAGGGCAGGGACGGACCUGAUCUCGGCGGAUUUCUGCUAGAAAACACUCAGAACUCGACGGGCUGUGAUCGGCCUCGCAUCCUUCCAGAUCCGAGCAGCUGAUGUUGGCGGUGCUGCCGCUCUCCUCCAGGCGAACAUGGUGAAAUUCCCGGCGCUCACGCACUACUGGCCUCUCAUCCGAUUCCUGGUGCCGCUGGCCAUAACCAACAUAGCCAUCGACCUCGGCGAACAGGCUUUGAACAGGGGUAUUGCAACAGUUAAAGAGGAUGCAGUACAAAUGCUGGCCAGCUAUGGUCUGGCCUACUCCCUCAUGAAGUUCUUCACUGGCCCUAUGAGCGAUUUCAAGAACGUAGGGCUGGUGUUUGUCAACAGCAAACGGGACAGAACCAAGGCAGUCCUCUGUAUGGUCACCGCAGGAGCCGUGGCUAUCAUUUUCCACACUCUUAUUGCCUACACAAGUCUGGGCUAUUACAUCAUUAACAAACUGCAUCAUGUGGAUGAGACUGUGGGGAGUAAGACCCGGAAGGCGUUUCUCUAUCUGGCUGCUUUUCCUUUACUUGACGCCAUGGCCUGGACUCAUGCUGGAAUCCUUCUGAAGCACAAGCACAGUUUCCUGGUGGGAUGUGCGUCAAUUUCUGAUGUUAUUGCACAGAUUGUGUUUGUCACUAUUUUGCUCCACAGUCACCUGGAGUGUGUGGAGCCCUUGUUGAUCCCAAUCCUCUCUCUGUAUAUGGGCGCCUUGGUACGCUUCACUAUUGUUGGUUUGGGUUACUACAGGAACAUUCAUGACAACAUCCCAGAAUCCAGUGGGCCUGAGGUUGGGGGUGAUGCCACUAUUAAAAAGAUGCUAAGCUUUUGGUGGCCGUUGGCUCUCAUUCUGGCUACGCAGCGGAUUAGCAGACCCAUCGUCAACCUGUUUGUGUCACGGGAUCUGAAAGGAAGCACAGCUGCCACAGAGGCUGUCGCAGUUCUCACAGCAACAUAUCCAGUGGGUCAUAUGCCAUAUGGAUGGCUCACUGAACUCAGAGCUGUUUACCCUGCAUUUGACAAGAAUAACCCAAGCAAAAAGUUGGCCAACAGUGGUACAGUUGUGACAAAGUCCGACAUCAAGCGCUUCACUUUUGUUUGUUUGGCUCUUUCUAUAACGCUCUGUUUUGUGGUGUUCUGGGCUCCACACAUUUCUGAGAGGAUCCUGGUGGACAUCAUUGGCGUAGAUCAUGCCUUUGCUGAGCUGUGUGUCACCCCAUUACGAAUUUUCUCCUUCUUUCCCAUUCCAGUGACGAUUCGUGCUCACCUGACUGGUUGGCUCAUGACCCUGAAGAAGACCUUUGUCCUGGCGCCCAGCUCUGUCCUCCGCAUCAUUGUCCUCAUUACCAGUCUCAUAGUGCUGCCUUACAUGGGGGUACAUGGAGCCACACUUGGUGUUGGAUCCCUGCUGGCUGGUUUCCUUGGGGAGUCUACUAUGGUUGCAAUCGCAGCAUGCUAUGUCUACCGAAAACAGAAGAAAAAGAAAGACUCUGAUGAAGACAUAACCAUCGACGGGGAGGACUCUGCCCCCAUGAACGAGGUCAGGGCCGGGGGCCGCAUGGACGACAUCGUGGAGUUGAGAGAAGAGGAUGAGGAAGACUGAGCAGUGGAUUCUAGGCUGAGCGGGAUGCGUUGUGGGAAUCAGGGCCUUCUUGCUUUCUCGGGCAGUGUUCUUAUUGCUUACUGUCCCCUGCUGCCGCCUUUCCCUCCUGCCGAAGCGAGAGCCCAGCUCACCUUUUCAGUGUGUGCACAGUUCAAAUAAACACAGACUACAGUCGUCUGCUGCAGCAUAUCUAUGUUACAGUACACACGCUGACAUACAAAUGCGUACAUGCGUCUUCCAGCUGCCGUCAGGAGAUUUUAUUUUCUGAUGCAGGACAGUGAAGAUAUUGAUCUGUACCAAAGCAAUGUUGUGCAUUAACUGCUAUUUUUUCUGUAUGCUGAUCUUUAAUGUGCUGCCGUCCUACACGUUUUGAAUCUUCAAAGGAAAGACUACACUAAAUGCAGUUACAUCAUCCGCUUGGAAUGUAUUUUCUGUCUCCUCUUCUUCUUUUUUACUUCUAAUAUUUAACAGACAGGACAGACUUGAUAAGAUUUUUGAGGUCCAGAGUGCACACUGCAC